Mycotypha africana is the source of this 926-nucleotide messenger RNA. RefSeq names its product ribosomal protein L10-domain-containing protein. Gene Ontology annotation, biological process: rRNA processing; ribosomal large subunit biogenesis; nuclear-transcribed mRNA catabolic process. The record is from RefSeq and is a predicted model, not a curated record. Gene Ontology annotation, molecular function: RNA binding. Bases 22 to 690 code for a protein of 222 amino acids. NCBI's taxonomy places the organism in Eukaryota, Fungi, Mucoromycota, Mucoromycetes, Mucorales, Mycotyphaceae. The transcript has 4 exons. Gene Ontology annotation, cellular component: nucleolus; preribosome, large subunit precursor.
UUUAGAUUUUUUUAUAAAACCAUGCCCAAAUCCAAACGUAGCACUAUUGUUUCCUUGACCAAAACUGAUAAAAAGGGUCGUGAAGGAAAAGAAAAAUUAAUGGAAGAUAUCCAUGAAUGUGUUGAUAAAUACGAUUAUCUAUACUUAUACUCGGUGAAGGAUAUGCGUAAUACAUAUCUGAAAGAAAUCCGUCAUGAUUUUAAAGAUUCACGGUUUUUCUUUGGUAAGAAUCGAGUGAUGGCAAAAGCACUCGGUACUAGUGCUGAAGAAGAAUAUAAAGAAGGAUUAUCUGCCAUUGCCAAGGAUUUAAAUAGUGAAGUAGGCCUAUUAUUCACCAACAAAACACCAGAGGAAGUAAAGAAUUACUUUGACGAGUUUGUUCGACCUGAUUAUGCACGUUCUGGAGCGAUUGCUACAGAAACUAUCACUAUUCCUGAAGGACCCGUUAAACGCGGAGUGGAUCCUAUGCCUCACAAUAUGGAGCCUUUAUUAAGACAAUUGGGCAUGCCCACAGUAUUGAAGAAUGGUAUUGUUACCUUACUGGUACCCUAUACCGUUUGUAUGGAAGGAGAAACACUUUCCAGCAAUCAAGCACAUCUUUUGAAACUUUUUUAUCACCAGUUGGCCGAGUUCCGUGUGGAUUUGAUUAGUUGCUAUCAUAAUGGUCAAGUGCACUCCUUUGAAGAGUAAACUUUUUCAGUAUAUUUUUUAUCAGUAAACUUGUACACACAAGACUUUUCUAUAUUUAACCUUUUUUUAGAUUAUAUUUGUACGCGUUUCUUUUUUCUUUAUAUCAUAAUCAUUCCUCUCCAUUUGUAAACGUAACUAUGUUUCCUCUUUGCCAAUAAAUCAAUGCAGAAUGGACAUCUAAGCCACUGAUUUUGCUGAAUGCGAAUAAACCUUACCCCUUUUUUAUGCUGAUAUUC